This is a messenger RNA of Meleagris gallopavo (turkey), 1695 nucleotides long. The record is from RefSeq and is a predicted model, not a curated record. Lineage: Eukaryota; Metazoa; Chordata; Aves; Galliformes; Phasianidae.
CAGCAGCUGCGCCGCGCCAUCGAGGAGUGCCGCCGCGCCAUCCUGGCGCUGCCCGAACACUCGGAGCGGCAGAAGGACGCGGUGGUGCGGCUCAUCCACCUCCGCCUCAAACUGCAGGAGCUGCAGGACCCUGAUGAAGAGGAACCCAACAUCCGCGUGGUGCUGGAGCACCGCUUCUAUAAGGAGAAGAGCAAGAGCGUCAAGCAGAUGUGUGACAAGUGCAGCACCAUCAUCUGGGGCCUCAUCCAGACCUGGUAUACCUGUACAGGGUGCUACUAUCGGUGCCACAGCAAGUGCCUGCCCCUGGUCACCAAGCCCUGCGUCAGGUCCAAGGUGAGCCACCAGGCCGAGUACCAGCUCAGCAUCUGCCCUGAGAGCGGGCUGGACAGCCAGGACUACCGCUGUGCCGAGUGCCGGGCCCCCAUCGCCCUCAGGGGGGUGCCCAGUGAGGCCCGACAGUGCGACUACACCGGCCUCUACUACUGCAGCAGCUGUCACUGGAAUGACCUGGCUGUCGUCCCCGCCCGCGCCAUCCACAACUGGGACUUCGAGCCCCGCAAGGUGUCCCGCUGCAGCAUGCGGUACCUGGCGCUGAUGGUGUCGCGGCCUGUGCUGAAGCUGCGGGAGAUCAACCCUCUGCUCUUCAACUACGUGGAAGAGCUGGUGGAGAUCCGGAAGCUGCGCCAGGACAUCCUGCUCAUGAAGCCGUACUUUAUCACCUGCAAGGAGGCAAUGGAGGCACGGCUGCUGCUGCAGCUGCAGGACCGACAGCACUUUGUAGAGAACGACGAGAUGUACUCGCUGCAGGACCUCAUUGACAUCGAGGCUGGGCGCCUGAGCUGCUCCCUAACUGAGAUCCACACCCUCUUCGCCAAGCACAUCAAGCUGGACUGUGAGCGUUGCCAGGCAAAAGGCUUUGUGUGUGAGCUUUGCAAGGAGGGCGAUGUGCUUUUCCCCUUUGACAGCCACACCUCAGUGUGCACUGACUGCUCCGCCGUCUUCCACAGGGACUGCUACUACGACAACUCCACCACGUGCCCCAAGUGCGCCCGGCUGAGCCUGCGCAAGCAGUCCCUCUUCCAGGACUCUGUGGCUGAGGCAGAGCCCUAAGCAAGGGCCCAUCUUCACGGCCACCGGGGCCCCACGAUGGACAGAUGGCCACGGAGGCUGCCCUGCAAACUUCAGUUCUGCCACUCACGUGGGGCCAGGACUUGUGCUGGGCGGGGGUCCUGCACUUUGCCACCUGCAGCCACAUUGCGUGGGCGAGCAUGCUGGCAGAGCCGGAGGAACGGGCUCUUCCAGGAAGGGCGAGGGUGCCUGGAUGGGGCUGAGGUUUCCACGUGCUCCCAAAGGGCUGGGCAUGGCGUCUGGGGGAGAACCGGGGGGUCCCACCCUGGUGGGGCUGCCGGCAGCCACCACGUGCAGCCAGUGCUCUGGGUGAACACUACCUGGUUGGAUGCUGCUGUUCUGGGGGGAAGCAUCUUUUCUUCCUCCCCUGCAUUACAGGACACAUUAGAACACUGAAGGUCGGGGCUGAGGGGGGAUUUAAGGGCAGUGCUGGUGUGUGACACUACGUCAGGGGUGGGGCACACCACUGCCUCUGCUUUUGCAAUUGCUCAUUGCUGCUCGCGGGAGCCCCUACUGCACAUGCUGUCCCCCAACACCACUCCUGCAACACUUGCCCGGUCUGUCGCA